Maudiozyma barnettii is the source of this 468-nucleotide messenger RNA. RefSeq names its product Chz1p (gene CHZ1). The record is from RefSeq and is a predicted model, not a curated record. The coding region runs from base 1 to 468 and encodes 155 amino acids. Lineage: Eukaryota; Fungi; Ascomycota; Saccharomycetes; Saccharomycetales; Saccharomycetaceae. The transcript has a single exon.
AUGUCAGAAGCAAGUAAAGUUGUAGACCAAAGUAAGAAGAAACGUAGAAGAAGAAAUUACGACGAUUACGAUAAUGAAAUAGCUCAAGAGGAAAAGGACCUGAAGCAACAGAAGAAGAAUAAAACUUCAGUCCAGGGUAAAGAGGGUGAAGAAUUAUCCAAAUCAGGCUCUACUAAUGAAAAGAAAACCUCAGAGGAUGACUCUGAUUCGGAAUUCGAUGAUGAAAAAUUGGACAGAUUGAUGGGUAAUGAGCUAGAAGAAGAAGAAGACGAUUUGACUGAAAUUGAUACAACAAAUAUUAUCACUAGUGGUAGAAGAACUAGGGGGAAAAUAAUAGAUUAUAAAAAAGCUGCAAGGGAAUUGGAUAAUGCUGAAAAGAAAACAGACUCAUCUACCGAAACAAAGGAUCAAGGUGAUGAUGAUAACGACGAUGACGAAGAAGCUGACGAUGAGGAGUUCAAAGCUUAA